CAUGUCAAAUUCCAAACAUGCGCCAGAAAGAGAAACACCGCAAAAACAUAUCGAUUACUGUUUACAAUUUAAUCAAUGGUUUCUCAAGCCAAUCGGGGCGUGGCCAGAAAUAAAUGAUCCGAGUCCAGGGUGCAAAAUCAUGAUAUUACUACAAAUUUUCAUUUGUACAAGCAUAAUAGCAGUUCCUACAGUAACGUGUAUCUUGUAUGUGUUACUUGAAACAGAGAAUGUCCAGCAAAAACUGAGUACCAUAGGACCACUGCUGAACAGAUUUAUGAGCUCGAUGCAUUACUGGGUGUUGCUAAAGCGCAGCGAUGAUAUUCACAAACUAAUACGACAUAUGGAGAAAGACUGGAGUCUCGUGCAAAGGAUCGACGAACGUGAAGUGAUGCUGCAACAUGCCAAGUUCGGCCGUUUCGUUACUAUAAUCUGUGGAAUAAUGAUGCAGGGCGGUUGUCUACUGUUCGGCUUAGGGCAAUCGAUGAGAACUGCUACCAUCACCAUCGGCAACGAAACUUUUACAACGCAUCUGACGACGUGUCCGAUUUACAGCAAAAUCAUCGAUACAAGAUUUACCCCUCUAAAUGAAGUCGCCAUAGUUCUGCAAAACGUGAUAAUAUUAAUAAUAAGUUUCUGUACUGCCGGUGGCUGCAGUUUGGCUGCUGCCUUCGCGAUACAUGCUUGUGGUCAGUUGAAUGUACUGUACAUGUGGCUGCAUGAACUAGUUGAAAAUCAGGCGACAGAAAAUAAUAAAGCUCGACAAAAACUGACUGCUAUCGUAGAACAUCAUUUAAGAAUUUUGAGUUUUAUAUCACAAUUGGAAAGUAUUAUGCAUAAAGCCGCUUUUGUGGAAUUAACGGGAUGCACGAUAGCACUGUGCUUGCUUGGAUAUUACACUGUUACGAUUUGGGAAGCACUUGAUACAGCAAAAAUAACAUCUUACCUUUUUUCGUAUUUAUCAAUGAGUUUCAAUAUUUUUAUAUACUGCUACAUCGGAGAAAUUGUCACAGAACAGUGCAAACUUGUUGGAGAAAUGGCAUAUAUGACUGAUUGGUAUAACCUACAUCACACAACUGCACGUGGUCUCAUUCUGAUUAUUGCCCGAUCGAAUAACGUAGUUAAGAUCACAGCGGGAAAAAUUUUCCAUUUAUCCAUUGCUACUUUUGGUGAUGUAAUUAGAACAUCGGUUGUAUAUUGCAAUUUUUUGCGAACAAUGACUAUGUAA
This is a messenger RNA of Mycetomoellerius zeteki, 1225 nucleotides long. RefSeq names its product odorant receptor 22c-like. Gene Ontology annotation, cellular component: plasma membrane. Gene Ontology annotation, biological process: sensory perception of smell; detection of chemical stimulus involved in sensory perception of smell. The record is from RefSeq and is a predicted model, not a curated record. Bases 2 to 1225 code for a protein of 407 amino acids. NCBI's taxonomy places the organism in Eukaryota, Metazoa, Arthropoda, Insecta, Hymenoptera, Formicidae. The transcript has 5 exons. Gene Ontology annotation, molecular function: odorant binding; olfactory receptor activity.